Messenger RNA from Fusarium coffeatum, 1518 nucleotides. RefSeq lists its product as uncharacterized. Gene Ontology annotation, cellular component: mitochondrion. Gene Ontology annotation, molecular function: 3-hydroxyisobutyryl-CoA hydrolase activity. The transcript is spliced from 2 exons. The coding region runs from base 1 to 1518 and encodes 505 amino acids. NCBI's taxonomy places the organism in Eukaryota, Fungi, Ascomycota, Sordariomycetes, Hypocreales, Nectriaceae. The record is from RefSeq and is a predicted model, not a curated record. Gene Ontology annotation, biological process: L-valine catabolic process.
AUGUCGUUCCGAACUUUUGCAGCCCGAGCUGGUGCUGCAGCUAACGUCGCAUCUCAAAGCUCUCUAAGAAGCUUCAAUAUGGUUCAGCAAGCAAAGACUUUGAGCCUCUCGCCUAGUGCUCGACAUGUUUCAUCCGCGGCGAAGAAUGUCCAGCCUCAGGAACACGAUGAACCUCACGAUGUCGUCUUCGAGAGCAAGUAUGGCCUGCGAACCAUCAUGCUCAAUCGGCCACGAAAGCUCAACUCUCUUAACGCUUCAAUGGUUCGAAAAAUCGUGCCUAGAUUGAUUGAAUGGGAAAGGUCCGAUCUCGCCAAUGUUGUUGUCUUGAAGGGUGCGGGCGAAAAGGCCCUUUGCGCUGGAGGUGAUGUUGCCGCACUUGCAAGACUCAACCAAGAGGACAAGGAAAAUGGGUGGAAGGACUCGGCCAAAUAUUUUGAACUCGAAUACCAACUCGACCAUUACAUUGCGACAUACAAGAAACCAUAUAUCGCUUUUAUGGAUGGCGUCACUAUGGGUGGUGGUGUUGGCCUGAGUGCUCAUGCUCCUUUCAGGAUCGCGACCGAGAACACUCUAUUUGCUAUGCCUGAGACUACGAUUGGCUUCUUUCCCGAUGUCGGCGCCUCUUUCUUCCUCCCUCGAAUGAACGGAUCUGUCGGAACCUACCUGGCACUUACCAGCGAGCGACUUCGCGGUCCCAACGUCUUUUACUCUGGUAUUGCCACCCACUACCUGCACUCAACCAGCUUGCCUGAUCUCGAGGCACGUCUGGCUGAACUGCGGUUCCAAGACAGCGAUGCUCUGCCUCAACGCCUGGCCCUCAUCAACCAGACUCUCGAGGAAUUCUGCACAGGCCUCCCCUAUGACCAGCCCAUGACCCUAAGCGGCGAGAUCCGUCAGGCGAUUGACCGAUGCUUCAACAGGCACACCAUUAGUGACAUCAUUGCUGCCUUGCAAGCUGAGCGGGGUCCUACUGAGGAAUGGGCACAGAAGCAGCUCAAGACUCUACACAGGCGAUCACCCACAGCUGUGCACGUCGCUCUGCGCCAGAUGCGUGUUGGUGGCGAGUGGGAUAUCGCCGAGACUUUUAAGAGGGAGCACCAGAUUGCUACCAAGUUCAUGCAGCAUCCUGAUUUUACGGAGGGUGUGUCAGCUCUGCUUAUCCGAAAGGAUGAACCAACUUGGAACCCCGAAUCUCUUGAAGCCGUUGGCGGUACCAACGUUGCCAAACCCUUCUUCGAUUACAACAACGAAGAAGAACUGUCCCUCUUCGUCGACCGUACAUUUAAGGAGUACCCUCAUCAGGAGCUUGGUGUGCCUACUGAGAAGGAGAUCGAGAAGGUUCUCUCUAAGGGUACCUACACCCAGGAAGAGCUGGCUAAUAAGAUUGUUGCUUCCCGCAACGGUCGUCAAGGCAUUUCCGAAGUCGUCGCAGAGAUCAUCUCUCGCAAGACUGCGGUGAACGAUAAAGGCAAGGCUUUGUGGCUGAGGGAAGAGUCUGCACCUGGAAGCAGACUAUAA